GGGCUAGCGCGGAGCCCGGGAGGAGCCGAGGCGGGCGGCGCUGCCGCAGGAGCGGGCUCUGGAGGGGGCGGAGGGCGGGGCCGCGCGGGUCGCUGCAGGCCUCGCGUCCACCUGCCUGGCGGCUCCUCUCCCGGGCGGUCGGCGGGGCGAUCGCGGGCGCGGGCUCAUGGCGGCGUCGGCGGCUCUGUCUGCGGCGGCGGCGGCGGCGGCCCUGUCGGGCCUGGCGGUGCGGCUGUCGCGCUCGGCCGCGGCCCGCGGCUCCUACAGCGCCUUCUGCAAGGGGCUCACCCGCACGCUGCUCACCUUCUUCGACCUGGCCUGGCGGCUGCGCAUGAACUUCCCCUACUUCUACGUCGUGGCCUCGGUGAUGCUCAACGUCCGCCUGCAGGAUCACCCGGGAGAAUCUCGAGAUGGCUUUGGCUUGGUCCUGGAGGUGGCAAGUUUGCUGCUGAGCAGCUCGCUCCAGCCGUCGGACACGGAGCAGAGACCCAGUGGGACAGACCCCGAGCGGCCUCCGCCAGCCACCGCGCCCCACGCCUCCUCCGGUGCCGCUGCCUCUGGGCCCACGGACCCAGGACUCAGACUUCUCGGGCCCGAGAACCACCCUCGUCCGGGGAGCCCCAGGCGCGGAGACGCCCGGUGGCCCCUGGCGCCGUCAGCCGCCCGGCCGCAGCCCGGCUCCUGGGUGAGCGUCUUGCUCGCCUCGGCCCAGGAACAGAGCCUCGAGCGGGCUGCAUGUGCCCCCGCCGGUGCCCCCGCGGGCCUCAUGGCUUCCGUGCUCCUGCAGAGUCUGCAGGGGGGCCCGGGCGCAGCUAGUCCUGUCCCUCCACGCCCACUCUGGGAGCCUGUCAGCCUGCUGACCCCCGCAGACCUCUGGGGCGUCUCCGACAAGAGCCACAGCGGGCUGUGGGGAGAGGCCUCCUGGGGGCUGCUCCGCGGACGGGCCCCGUUCAAGUCCUGGCUGCACCCUCUGGGCGACUCAUUCCCCAGCUCCAGCCUCUGCGUCUGUCUGGGGGUGCCGGUGACAGAGCGCACGGCGCUGGGUCCCCACCCUGCCUGGGCAAGGGCUCAGCUGGAGUCGCCCACCGGGGUCUAGGAGGCAGCCCCCCACGGGGAGACAUGGGUGCCAGAAGCUCGGGAGCCUGGCGCCCCACACCCGCUCCCCCAGAGAAGCCCCUCCCCACGCUGAGGGCCAGCACGGCCUGCGCCCGUGGCCCUGGCAUGUCUCUGGCCACCUGGCCUGGAAGCGCGGGGGCCGGGGCCCUGACCCCACAGCUGCUGUGGCCACUGCUGCCGCCCCGCCCCCUUGGCCCUGUGCCACUGCUUGCUUUGCUUCCCGCGCCCUCCCCGCCCCUCCCCACGGGGCCCUGCCUGCUUUGUGGGCUCUCCCGCACUUUAUUUAUUCGCAGUCUGUUUCCCAGGCAGCAGAGCGGCUACACAAUCAGCCCCUGACCCCCAGUAGAUGGAUGUGAAAAGUCGCUGUGGUCCCCCCUGCACUGGUCAGCACACCUGGUCAGACCAAUGUUCUUGUUUCUGUCGUCAGAUCUGGUUGUCUGUGUAACUUAAAGAAUGUCUUGAAGUCAAUAAAGUCAAGUGAGUCCUG
Messenger RNA from Sorex araneus (European shrew), 1603 nucleotides. RefSeq names its product small integral membrane protein 10-like protein 2A. NCBI's taxonomy places the organism in Eukaryota, Metazoa, Chordata, Mammalia, Eulipotyphla, Soricidae. The record is from RefSeq and is a predicted model, not a curated record. The transcript has 2 exons. Bases 167 to 1096 code for a protein of 309 amino acids.